Saccoglossus kowalevskii is the source of this 780-nucleotide messenger RNA. RefSeq lists its product as uncharacterized. The record is from RefSeq and is a predicted model, not a curated record. NCBI's taxonomy places the organism in Eukaryota, Metazoa, Hemichordata, Enteropneusta, Harrimaniidae.
AUGACGUCAGAACACCCUUGUCGUGUUGCAAUAUGGACACACCAACGGAGUACAUCAACAGCUCUUCUACAAUGUUUUGCAGGUCAAGAAAAAACAAAAACGUUUAUGGAACCAUAUGCAAUUCCAUUCUUAGAAGAAUGUGAUCAAUAUUUAGAAGAUAAUCCAACAUAUGUCAAUGGCCGUUACAAGGAAGUAAAAAUGAUGUUAGAGUCCGACUACCCAGGUAGUACGAUGAUUGUAUUUAAAGAUAUGGCUGAUUUUGUAGUUGGAAGAUACGACAAAAUCCCGGAAGGAUACAUUAAUACGUUUUUGAUUCGUGAACCAAACGAAAGUAUUCCAAGUUUCUGGAGAGCAACAAUAAAUUCAGGACGAACAUUAUUUCCACGUAGAUAUUCAUACGGUAGCCUCAAACCAGUAUUAGAUUUAUACGAUUAUCUCACUGAACAAAACCAACCGUGUAUAAUUAUUGAUGCUCACGAUCUGUCUCAUUUCCCUGAGAUGGUGCUGAGACAGUUCUGUCAAAAGACUGGUGUGACAUUCUGCGAAAAUAUGCUCGGAUGGAAAUCGCAAAACAUGGAUGGUUGGGAUCCAUCUUUUGAAAAGAGCAAAGAUCGCAAUAUUUGGUUUGGCAAUGCACUUGAAAGUUCCAAGUUUCAUCCACUACCGACCAUAGACACCCCGAUUGAUUUGUCCAUAGUACCAGAAAAAAACAUCUUCACAUUAGAGGAAUCAAAACCAAUCUAUGACGUAUUGUUUGCAAAACGCAUCAAGCCAUUUUAG